UUUCAGCACUUGGAGAGCUCCCCACCCUAAAGAGCCACUGUCGUGUGACCUCCUUAAUGGCAUGACAUCAUGUGGUUUCAUGAAUGAUUGUGCAGAAAUCAUUCAGUGUGUUUUUUUUUUUAAUUACUUGGCUCAUCCCAGUGGGCGUUGGCGCUGAUGACGCCGCCAUCCUCCCAUCCCACUUCCACACCCUCCCUCGUCCGUCCUAUGUGAGGAGACAAGGAUGCAUGCAUAAAAAGCAGCGAGAAGGUGGGGGCGCUAAGAAAAAAAAAAGUUGUGGCCUGUGGUCGCCUCCAGGCUGCACGGGGGCCGCUUGACUGACACAAAACAGCCAGAAGAGAGGCGCGCUCCCAUCGCACUCCCAUCUCGCUCCCAUCGCACCCGGCUUCAGCGAGCGCUAAGAAGGAGAAGACACUCUCAAGUGGGCUUUUUGCCUAAGGAAAAUGUCCAGUAAAGCCACUUUAGCCUUCCUCAUCUAUGGAAUCAUCAUGCAUCACAGCAUGGGGCUUGGCUUUCCCAGUGUGAGACUAGACGGUGAGGUUUAUGACGAGGACGGACGUUCCCUGCCAUCCAUGGACUACGACAGGGAGCAGCUGGAUGUGAGAAGUCCUCCGACCGAAGACAUGUACCCUUUGUACUACCCGCCAGAGAACAGACUGGAAAGACAUGCGGACGGCAUGUUUAAUAAAGCCUACAGGAAAGCACUGGGUCAGCUAUCAGCCAGGAAGUAUCUUCAUUCUCUCAUGGCAAAGCGUGUCGGCGGCGGGAAGGCCACGGACGAGAACUGGGAGCCGCUGUCCAAGCGGCACUCGGACGGCAUCUUCACGGACAGCUACAGUCGCUACCGGAAGCAGAUGGCGGUGAAGAAGUACCUGGCGGCGGUGCUGGGGAAAAGACGUGAAGACGUAGAUUUCCAUCAUAUUCUACAAGACAUAGACUUUGAUGCCCUCCCGGACGGGGAUGACUUUGAGGCUUUUUUGGGGGACUGGCUCAAACGGGUCCCUCCCAAGUUCCUGGUGAGUUUUUGUCUCUUGUCCAUGAGACAUUUGGCCGGGGGUGUGUUGUUCCCCUCCUUCACCUCCCUUUUUUUCCUCCUCUUGCCGUAAAUUCUUGUGCUCCUGUCCCUCUGUGGGAAAACCCCAAAUCUGGCGACCGGAGCGUGUUUGGGGUCUUUCUUUGACAGUUUCCAACCUUGUGUUCCUGUGCUUGGAAAACAAAAGCUCAUGUUUUCCGCUUUGCUUGUGUCCCUCUGCCCAUCAACAGUAACAAGUACCACCGUGUCCAAAAACGAGCAAAAUGUAGUUCUACUCCGGUCCUGUAGGUGCCAGCGAAGCACAAAUCUGGACCGAUGCAUCUUCUGGUGUUGUGUAGAUGUUGGUCAUGAAAAAAACCCGAUACUUGUUACGUGGUCGUUGCUGGUGAGAGACGCACGAGGCAGUUUGUGUUUGAACCUUCUGUGCUUCCGUUCCUCUUCUUGUGUCACAUGAACCGAUGUAAAAAUGACAUGAUUAAAAAAGAAACGCCGUGUGCACCAAGCACACGCACCUCUCAGCCGUCUGGAUGAUUCUUGUUCUCACUGCGGCUUCAUGUCGAUGUAAAAUUGUGUAACGUAUUGUUGCAUUGAAGCAGGAGAAGGAUCAUAGGAUGCAAGGACGUUAAACGAGCAGGGAAAGGAAGUAAGUGGAGCGUCAGUGGGGAAAGUAGGCUGAUGCUUUCUGUUUUUCAUUUUGCACUCUUCUCCAGGCUUUGUGACGCAGGAAGCUCUUUGUGGCUGCGGUGCCUUGCAUCGGCUUUUUUUUUUGUGUGUGUGUUUUUUCAACCGAAAUGGCCAUGAAUGACGGCUAUUUAGUGGCCCUACGAUGCUGCACAUCAUCAGCUCACGUUUCACCCCUCCACCUUCGUUGCACGUGGCAGCAUCAGACUGUCCCUCUCUCUCUUUUCUGUUGUCGGACCAUAUACGUCUUUUACUUGUCUAUGAUAACUACACAGCCAAUAGCCUUAACAAAAUCAUACAUAGAUAUAUAAAGAUAUAUUUACUGUACAGGAAGUGAUUCUAUAGUUAGGACUA
This is a messenger RNA of Dunckerocampus dactyliophorus (ringed pipefish), 2068 nucleotides long. RefSeq names its product adenylate cyclase activating polypeptide 1a (gene adcyap1a). Gene Ontology annotation, molecular function: peptide hormone receptor binding; pituitary adenylate cyclase activating polypeptide activity; neuropeptide hormone activity. The record is from RefSeq and is a predicted model, not a curated record. Gene Ontology annotation, biological process: regulation of protein localization; positive regulation of transcription by RNA polymerase II; positive regulation of protein kinase activity. The coding region runs from base 444 to 1106 and encodes 220 amino acids. Lineage: Eukaryota; Metazoa; Chordata; Actinopteri; Syngnathiformes; Syngnathidae. Gene Ontology annotation, cellular component: perikaryon; extracellular region; neuron projection. The transcript is spliced from 6 exons.